Messenger RNA from Penicillium odoratum, 714 nucleotides. RefSeq lists its product as uncharacterized. The coding region runs from base 1 to 714 and encodes 237 amino acids. The transcript has a single exon. The record is from RefSeq and is a predicted model, not a curated record. Lineage: Eukaryota; Fungi; Ascomycota; Eurotiomycetes; Eurotiales; Aspergillaceae.
AUGACCUCUCCCUGUGACAGGUUUAGCGACUCUACCUCGACCGUGCGGAAACUCGACCUCCGUAGCCCCCGCCGCGUCUGGGAGUCAACUUCCAAAUCCAAAUACAAGGGGGGCCUGUAUUUCGACAUCCACGAAGACGCACCGGGCAAGAUGUCACCCGAUCGCCACUCCCCAGGGUCCUAUAGCGACCUCGGAGAAGACAAGGAAAAUCUCUUUGCCACCGGCUCUGACUACCAUUCUUCCAUGGAACCCGACACUGAAGAUAGGAACAUUGACUAUGACCGUCUCAGCGAUGACCAGGACGUCUUUGGAUUCGUUGUCCCUUACGCCGAUGCUCUUUCUGAGCUCCCCGUCAACGAAGAGGGACAAAUUGCGCGCCCUGUCCCAUUUGUUCCUAAUCCUCCUGUCCCUACCGAGACUGUUCGCCCUGUGGUACGAAUGGGGAUGCAAAUGCGAGACGAAGAUGAAGAUUCAGUUGAGCAAUGGGGUACUUGGGAGGAUGCCUUGAACCCUGACCAGAUUCGGGAACUGCGACGCCUGAGUGAUGUCUUUAUCCGUGGAUCCCUGCAGCGAGAGGCUCGUAGUCGCCAGUACCCCAUGCGAGACUAUGAGGAUGUUCAGGGCUCGGCCAACAUCUUAAUGGAAGCUCGCCGCGUCACUGAGUAUACACGCCACCAGGUUCGUCGACGGGCCUCUGAGGGAGACGGGGCUUAG